Molecule: messenger RNA, 980 nt
Organism: Cuscuta campestris
Lineage: Eukaryota; Viridiplantae; Streptophyta; Magnoliopsida; Solanales; Convolvulaceae
Source: the annotation of a GenBank genome assembly
AGAAACUUAGUAGGAUCGAUCGCCUAUAAAUAGCAAGGAAGAAAAUAAACAAUUACAACCAUUCCUACGUACUACUAGACUAGUUUAAUUCGUCUACGUACGUAAUUAAUCAAACAUAAUUAGUUUGAUCUAUCCCCCAUAUCAUCAUCAUACCAUGGCUGAGGAGAACCACGGCCACCACUUCGUCCACCACCACUUCCUCCACCACCACGACCACAAGGAGGAGGAGGGGCCCAUUGACCACAAGAUGGAUGAGAAACACCACAAAAAGCUUGAGCACCUCGGUGAGGCCGCCGUCGCUGCUGCCGGAACCUUCGCCCUGCAUGAGAAGCAUGAAGCAAAGAAAGAGGGGGAGCAUGCACACAGGCACAAGAUAGAGGAGGAAGUGGCGGCGGCGGUGGCGGUCGGAGCCGGAGGAUUUGUGUUCCAUGAGCACCAUGAGAAGAAGGAGGCCCAUAAGGAGGAGAAAGAGGAACACCACCACCACCGCCGCCACCAUGGCCAGUUUGCCACCAACCUUAAUUAAUUUCACUUUAUCAUUCAUCCGUAAUUACUGACUAUUACGGAUGGAGUAUUAUUAUUAUUAUACAUAUUAUUAUUGCUUCUAAAUAAUGUCAUCAUGUCAUAUAUAUGACCAGCCAUAUACCAGCUUGUUGCUUCACUAAUUAUCAUUGUCUGCAUGCUUUGUAUGUUGUACUCUUCUGUAUAAUCCUUUUGCGUGUAUGUACUUAUCCUAAUAUGGAGUAUGUACUCCGUAAUAAUAAUUUAUAAAAAAAGAGUGCGUGUUUAAUUACCUUUUGUUAGCAAUAUUUUAUUUUGAAUGUUGUUAAUUUUAUUACAAUGUAAUAUCUGUUUAUAUAUUUAUCAAUCUAAAGAGACACAGAGUGAGUGCCAACUUAUUUUAUUAAUUUAAUGAGACACAAAAAGCCAAUGUCUUUGCCUCUCAUCGAAUUGAACAUAAGUAAAUUUUUUCAUGAAUC